GAUCGCAUUUUCUUCCGAUAUCUGAUCUUUUCAAUUAUUUUUUCCGAGUGGAACGGAUAUAAAGAUGUUUUAUACUUUUUGAUAUCUAUACAAUUGAUAGCUGUAUAAGCAACUAUGAUACAUAAGUUACAGAUGCAACAAAAGAAAGAAGAAUGACACCACAAUCUUUUCUAUAUUUUUAUAAUAUUCCAAAAAAAAAAGAGAAGAAAUGAAACAUCCGUAGAAUUACCGUAUAAAUUUAUCGUACGGAAUAAUCGUCGAGAAAUGAAACGUGCUUCCACGCAUGGGUUACGCCAGCAGGAUAUUCUGACCAUAAGCCUCCUCUCCCAUUGACGAACUUGAAACGCAAUGCAACGCUUCGAGUCCAGUCAGUCGACGUUAUGGUCGUUGAGCGAUAAUCGAGUAUAAUCACUCACGGUUUUUGAUGGUAACGUUUAUGCGUUCAAAUAUAUUUCGACGCUAAGCUCGAUAACGAGGACGUCACUCAUCGUAAAAGGCGGUACGAAAGAACUGUCCAUCUUCAUCGAGAAAGAGAAAGAGAGAGAGAGAGGGAGAGAUAGAGAGAAAAAAAAGAAAGAGAAAGAGAGACAAGCGUAAACGAAAAGGACGUGGAGACACGGAUGAACGAAAUAGUUCGACUUUCGUGGUGCUCGAUCUCAAUCAUGUUUGGAGAAUCGGACGCGAAGAGUAGAUUACUAUCUGAGGUAGUCUCGAGAGAAAAUACGAUCUUCAAUUUGGGAGCCUUCGUAAGAAAUCGUAACGAAUGAGAUCUCUGAUCGAAGCGAAGGAAGAAGGGAAAUCGAUUUUCUUAUCCCCUUUUUCACCGUGAGUCUUAACAGUUAAUGAGUUUUUAUUUUCUUAAUUGAUCGAUACAGGACGGAGGAUAGAGUAAAUCUUUGUAAAACCUUCGGAAACUAGUUGUACUGAUGUAGUAAAUAUAUGUACGAACGAUUGAAACGAUAAAACCACCAAGGAAAUAUGUCGUGCGUUAAAAAUAUAUCAAUAACGGCGCUUACAUUGCUAUUAUCAUUUACCUUGGUGACUUCCAUUAGCAAAGAGUGUAAAAUCGAUAAUAAACGCGUUACAUGCCAGUGCGACGGGACUCAGAACUUGUAUCUACCGGACGAGUACAAUUACAAGAACGUGACGAGUCUGAGUUUAUCCUCGUGCUUGACGGCAAAUCUACUCUUCUCCAGUUUCACCGAGGCGAAUCAAAUCGAGGAACUCGUUGUGAAGAACAUCAGCGAACUUCUUACUUUAGAAUUGUUUCUUAAUACGGUUGAAUUGAAACGAUUCGAAUUGGCGAAUAUAAAGAGAAUACCGUUUGUCAAGCACGACACGUUCUUGAACAUAAGAAACAUCGAACACUUCGAGAUACGAAAUGUUCACAUCGAUUAUUUCGAAGAACAGUUUAUGGCAAUUAAAGUGAACCACUUUGUUAUGGCUAAUGUUACGAUAUCACGUAUAGAAGGAUUCAAUCUCUCGGAGAAGGGUGAAACUUUACAAAUUAGCAAUUGCAAAUUUCGAAACGUCUCGACGUCAUUAAACUUUGGACACUUCUCCAAAGUGGAGAUUGUUAAUUCGAAAUUUGAGUUGCAGAAAUCAGGACACCUUUCCAUUGAGAGCGACGUAGCGAUAGUUCGAGACAACAUUUUCUUUAACGUCAGCAUGAAUCUCUUCGCUGCGAGUAAUAUAACGAUAAAUAGCACGUGUGCGGAUGGUAAAAGUUCUCUCAGACUGUCGUCGAAUAAAAUCGAGAGUUACGGUAAUCGACUGCCCACAGCUAUCAUUUACACCAGAGGUCAACCGUCAAACGAAUCGGAAAACGUUUCGAAGAGCAACAACACCAUAUGCAAAGCGGGCAAUUGCAAGUGUCCAAAAAGCAAUGGGCAAAAUGCAAAUCGACCGAUCACGAUCGUAUGUUUUCUUGAGAUACUUUUGCUUUUCACGUAUUCGAUAGUUCGAUCGUAA
This is a messenger RNA of Vespula vulgaris, 1971 nucleotides long. RefSeq lists its product as uncharacterized. Bases 979 to 1971 code for a protein of 330 amino acids. The transcript has 3 exons. Lineage: Eukaryota; Metazoa; Arthropoda; Insecta; Hymenoptera; Vespidae. The record is from RefSeq and is a predicted model, not a curated record.